CCAGUCCGUCGGGGAAUGGGACAGCGUUAAGACGGCGUGCGUCAGCAGCGUCCAUAUACUUUUCCGUUAUCGUUCACGGUUUCGGUUCGUUUUUUUUUGUUAUGCUAGUGAAUCCAGGCUGCAAUGAUGGACAUCGAUCGCAUAUCCUACAUCUUCGGCAGCUUCUCGAGAAAGAAGAGCCACGAAGCGACUGCGGCCAAAAGGCGCUCCAUUGAGUCCCCCAAAAAGACACACCACGACAGGUCCAAAUCGACGCCUCACCAACCGAAGAAGCAGGCAGUUGUCGCUCCCAGAGCGAAGAGCGUCAUCGGGGUGCAGUCAGAGGAGACGAAGCUGAAAUGCCCGAUGUGUAAGAGGCAGUACGCUGACCCCAGGGUGCUUCCGUGUCUCCACACUUUCUGUCUCAAGUGUCUGGAGGAGCUGGGAAAGAGGGAUUUCACCGUGUGGUAUGACGACGACUCCGAUGUUUCAGCUCAGAACACCGACAGUUCAGGAUCGAGAAAAGUAAGCUCUGGAGGAUCAGGUUACGUCAGCGACAGACAGGAUGACUUCAGCCCCGGAAAGAACAUACGCUGCCCUUCGUGUGGAAUUCGUGUUGAAAUUCCACCAGAAGGCAUCGCUUCCUUCCCCCCGAACUACCCUCUUCAGCACAGGAUAGUUCUGGCAGCGAUCAAUUCCACUUCUACCCAUCUCUUGUGCGACAUUUGCACCUCCGAUGUUUCGGCAGUCGCCAGAUGUAUGGAUUGCGCUUUGAGUUUUUGCGAGCACUGCGAAGAAGUGCAUUUAAGACAAAAAUCUUCCGUCGAACACCAAGUGUUGAGCUUGGAAGAAGCGAGACAACAGGGCAUAACGAAAGUGAGAAAGCAGAUAAUGUGCAUGAGUCAUCCGGAUUUAGAGCUCACCAUUUUUUGUUCCUCCUGUUACCAAGUCAUCUGCAGAGACUGCAUCGCCACAUCCCAUCGAAGUCACGUCUACGAGCCCGUCUCAAGAGCUGCCAAGAUCCACUUCGCCAAGCUUCGACUAGCCGCCGAAAGGGCCAAGUCCGUCGUAGAAGAGUCUGCCUUGGCCGCCAGCAAGUUAACAGCCACCUCGAAGAAACUCGAAGCCCAGUGCUGUCGGGUGCAAGGGGAGGUGGACAAGUUCAUUGAGGAGUAUGUUCGGUCGGUGGAAGAACACAAAUUGAGGCUGUUAGAGCAGAUCAAGCAGGUUAGAGAAGAAAAGUUGCAGAGCAUCUCCGAAGAGAAACUGAAACUGCAACAACGAAUGAAAGACGCCCGGGACAUCGCAUACUUCCUUGAUGAUCUGUUGAACGACGGUUCUGAAGUGGAAGUGUUGAGUUUUUUAAACCCUGUCAUUUCUAAAAUCGAAAAGUGCAACUUCGAGCGGACCCAAGAUUUGAAGGUGUCGGGAUCCUUGCAGUUCUUGAGAGAAGAAGCUGUCAAGUGUCCGAAUAAUUUCUUCACAGUGUACGGAGUAUUGACCACACAGAGUGUUUGGCCAGAACGUUGCCAGCUAAAUAUAGAAGGUCUGCAAAAUCUACGAGUAGGAAAACGAGUCGAAGUCCUUUUAGAAACGAGAGACAUAGACGAUAACCCUCUCGAAAGGGGAGGAGAAGAGAUAAUAGCCGAAAUACAUCGCAGAGAUGCCGGCAAUUCCAGAACUUUAGGAGUUACCGUGAAAGACAGGAGAGAUGGGACGUACUUCAUAUCGUUCGUACCGGAUGUUCCUGGAAAACUGAUCUUGAGCGUUAGUAUUAGAGGGCAACCCAUAAAUGGAAGUCCUUUUCCAUUUACGGUUAGAACUAUAAGGCAACAUACAGGGACCUUCCAUUGCUGUUCUUUCUGCUCGAGUGGUGGAAGCAAAGAAGCUACUUGUAACUGCGAGGGAAAAAUGCCUGGAGGAUAUAAGGGAUGUGGCCAUGGACACGACGGUCAUCCUGGAAGAAGACAUUGGUCCUGUUGUGGAAAUAUUCUUGAACACUCUGAAUGUAUUAGAUUAAAUCAUUCUCUUUAUCAAAUUACUUUGUAAGAUGUUUAUUCAAGUCAUUUGUAUAUAAUUUCAUUCGUGAAGUAAAGAAAACUAGUAUUUAGCUAC
Leptinotarsa decemlineata (Colorado potato beetle) is the source of this 2094-nucleotide messenger RNA. RefSeq names its product E3 ubiquitin-protein ligase TRIM45. Lineage: Eukaryota; Metazoa; Arthropoda; Insecta; Coleoptera; Chrysomelidae. Gene Ontology annotation, molecular function: zinc ion binding; ubiquitin protein ligase activity; protein binding. The record is from RefSeq and is a predicted model, not a curated record.